AAGCAACAAGGCCAGUGUCACGUCUCAGACACUUAAACCUUCACGCUAUACGUAGCUCCUACAUACACAAUCUCCCCUUUGCGCGCAUACUCAGCGUACCUGCAAGAAUCCUCCACCCUCGACCUCGCCAACCAUGGCGACAAAUCCGAAUGCGAUCAACGUAAACGACCCGACGCUGAUUACGCUCGUAAACAAGCUACAAGAUGUCUUCACUACUGUCGGCGUCCAAAACCCCAUAGACCUGCCCCAGAUUGCUGUCGUAGGAUCGCAGUCCAGCGGAAAGAGUUCCGUGUUAGAGAAUAUUGUCGGGAGAGACUUUUUGCCUCGAGGAACCGGUAUCGUUACGCGGCGACCGCUUAUUCUCCAACUCAUCAACCGCGCAGCGUCGCAACCAAACGGUGCUCCGGCCGAAGGAGCCAAGACAACGGAUCAAGAGAACAAUGCUGACGAGUGGGGCGAGUUUCUGCACAUUCCCGGUCAGAAGUUCUUCGACUUUGGCAAGAUUAGAGAUGAGAUUGUGAGGGAGACAGAGUCGAAGACUGGGCGCAAUGCCGGUAUCUCGCCAGCACCCAUCAACCUGCGGAUAUACUCGCCAAAUGUCCUCACCCUCACACUGGUCGAUUUGCCGGGUCUGACAAAGGUGCCUGUUGGUGAUCAGCCAAGGGAUAUUGAGCGUCAGAUCAGGGAGAUGGUCCUCAAGCAAAUCAGCAAGCCAAAUGCUAUCAUUCUGGCUGUCACUGCCGCGAACACCGAUUUGGCCAACUCAGACGGUCUGAAGUUGGCCCGAGAAGUUGACCCAGAAGGUCAACGGACAAUCGGUGUCUUGACCAAGGUCGACCUGAUGGACGAGGGAACCGACGUUGUAGACAUUCUUGCUGGCCGUAUCAUUCCACUGCGGUUGGGCUACGUACCAGUGGUCAACCGUGGUCAGAGAGAUAUCGAGAACAAGAAGGCCAUCUCUUAUGCGCUCGAGCACGAGAAGCAAUACUUUGAGAACCACAAGGCUUACCGCAACAAGGCGGCGUAUUGCGGUACCCCCUACCUGGCCCGUAAGCUGAACUUGAUUCUCAUGAUGCACAUCAAACAAACUCUCCCAGACAUCAAGGCCCGUAUCGCCUCAUCGCUCCAGAAAUACCAAGCAGAAUUAGCCUCGCUCGGCAACUCGAUGCUAGGCAACAGCUCCAACAUCGUCCUCAACAUGAUCACAGAAUUCACAAACGAAUACAGGGGGGUUCUCGAGGGCAACAACCAGGAGCUGUCUGCAGUUGAGCUGUCUGGAGGUGCCCGUAUCUCUUUCGUUUACCAUGAGCUGUAUGCCAAUGGUGUUAAAUCUGUUGAUCCUUUUGAUCAGGUCAAGGAUAUGGACAUCCGAACAGUUCUAUACAACUCUUCUGGUUCAUCGCCAGCAUUGUUUGUCGGUACUACUGCAUUCGAGCUUAUCGUCAAGCAACAGAUCAAGCGGUUGGAAGACCCCAGUUUGAAGUGUGUCAGCCUUGUCUACGACGAGUUGAUCCGUAUUCUUGGCCAAUUACUCAACAAGAACACUUUCCGGAGGUACCCAGGAUUGAAAGAAAAGUUGCACCAGGUCGUUGUCAGCUUCUUCAAGAAGGCCAUGGAACCGACGAACAAGCUUGUAAAGGAUCUGGUCGCCAUGGAAUCAGUAUACAUCAACACUGGUCACCCAGACUUCAUCAACGGUUCGCGUGCUAUGGCUAUUGUCCACGAGCGCCACAACAGUGCCCGGCCGCAGCAAGUGGAUCCCAAGACCGGAAAGCCGCUACCACCUACGGUACCGCCGCGGUCGAUAUCGCCAUCGCUUGAUCCCAACGACGGUGGUGGUUUCUUUGGCUCUUUCUUCGCUAGUAAGAACAAGAAGAAGAUGGCUGCCAUGGAGCCCCCACCACCAACACUGAAAGCCUCUGGUACUCUGUCCGAGAAAGAGUCACAAGAAGUUGAAGUCAUUAAACUAUUGAUCACUUCCUACUUCAACAUUGUUCGUCGCACAAUGAUUGACAUGGUGCCCAAGGCCAUUAUGUUGAACCUUGUACAAUGGACCAAGGAGAACAUGCAAGGUGAGCUGCUCACCAACAUGUACAAGACGGAUGAGCUUGAUGAGCUGCUCAAGGAGUCGGACUACACAGUCAAGAGGCGGAAGGAUUGCCAGCAAAUGGUGGAGAGCUUGACAAAGGCGCAAGAGAUUGUCAACCAAGUGCAGUAAAGGAACGGGCUUUUGGAAGGGUAUCGCUGCUCCUAGACUGUCUGUUCUCUGGGUUGGCACUCUUUUCAUGCAAGGUGUUCUGGGCGCUAGUGCGCUAGAUUUUUGUCUUGAGCCUGUUCAUGUUAUAGUUGACGUAUGAAAUGUGUACGCGA
Pyrenophora tritici-repentis Pt-1C-BFP is the source of this 2370-nucleotide messenger RNA. RefSeq lists its product as uncharacterized. The record is from RefSeq and is a predicted model, not a curated record. Gene Ontology annotation, cellular component: cytoplasm; membrane; microtubule. NCBI's taxonomy places the organism in Eukaryota, Fungi, Ascomycota, Dothideomycetes, Pleosporales, Pleosporaceae. Gene Ontology annotation, molecular function: GTPase activity; GTP binding; microtubule binding.